Messenger RNA from Didymosphaeria variabile, 543 nucleotides. RefSeq lists its product as uncharacterized. The record is from RefSeq and is a predicted model, not a curated record. Lineage: Eukaryota; Fungi; Ascomycota; Dothideomycetes; Pleosporales; Didymosphaeriaceae. Bases 1 to 543 code for a protein of 180 amino acids. Gene Ontology annotation, molecular function: oxidoreductase activity, acting on paired donors, with incorporation or reduction of molecular oxygen; heme binding; iron ion binding. The transcript has 2 exons.
AUGGCAAGCGACAAGGUUCGCAUUCAUCCCAACGAAGUCCUCUUCCUCGCACCGCAAGCGCAUAAAGAUAUCUACGGGGCCAAAGCCAACGUCCGCCGAGCCACAUCCUACAAAGCGUGGCAGACCUCAGUCGAGCCCAACACCGCUAUAACGAUCGAUCCCCAGGCGCAUGCUCGCAAGAGAAAGCUGCUGAACCAAGCGUUCACAGACAAGUCGGCAAAGCACGCGGCGAAGUUUGUGGUCGAGCAUACGGAGAGAUGGAUCGAUCUGCUGGCGGAUAACAAGGACGCACCCAGCGGAGAUGGCUGGACCAGCACGCGCAACAUGUCUGAUUGGAAUGACUGGCUUGUGUUUGAUAUACUAGGGGAUCUGUGUUUCGGCCGGUCCUUCGAUGUGAAGGAGCCAAAGCCGAAUCCAAUCCGCAAAAUCCCCCCAUUUAGUCAUUCAGCACGUUCAAAUGUUCUACCCGGUACGUCUCUCCAUCGCAUUACCAGCGCUAAACUGACCUUCCAUUCUCUAGAUCCUCCAAUCCCCCCUUCAUGA